Pygocentrus nattereri (red-bellied piranha) is the source of this 1668-nucleotide messenger RNA. It is a transcript of the gene rnf183, whose product is annotated as ring finger protein 183. The transcript has 2 exons. Gene Ontology annotation, molecular function: ubiquitin protein ligase activity. Gene Ontology annotation, biological process: protein ubiquitination. The coding region runs from base 218 to 1171 and encodes 317 amino acids. NCBI's taxonomy places the organism in Eukaryota, Metazoa, Chordata, Actinopteri, Characiformes, Serrasalmidae. The record is from RefSeq and is a predicted model, not a curated record.
ACGAAGUGAGGAGGGCUCAAAUACACAAAGGGCUUGUUCUGCUACUUCACUGUGCGUCUGACUUGGCCCGUGGGGAAGAGAUGCACAGCUAAACUGGAUUACAGGUCAUGUGCUGUCAGAGCCAAGCAGGCUUGAACUGUACCUGAGGAUUCAAACCUCCACAGGCUGGCUGCUUCAGCUUCCCUGGCUGCUUCAUUCUCCUGUUCUCCUGAAAGCCAUGUCAGAUAACACAGAGAGAAGGAGUGGGGAAGGAGGGCAGGGGAACCUAAAACCCAAUGUCAAACCACAGUAUGACCAGAAGGCCAAAAACCAACAGCGCACACAGGAAAAGCCAGAAAAAUGGGACAGGCCCCCUCGGAGGAGCCGUAGUAGUGAUUCAGAGCGCCGCGGCAGACGGAGGAAGCGGGAUAGAGAGCAUGGGCAUAGGAGGGAGCGAGGUCGAAGUGAAGAGGGACGGCGUUGUGGCCGGGAACGGAAAGGUGACGGCACAGGUUGGGAUAAAUACCCCGAAGACAACCUGGAAGACACAGAGUGUCCUGUGUGCUUCUGCACUUAUGACAAUGUCUUUAAGACCCCUAAGAUGCUGGCCUGCGGCCACACCUUUUGCCUAGAGUGCCUGGCACGCAUCAACGUCUCCUCUGCAGAGAUCAAGACGCUGUCCUGCCCUGUAUGCCGGGAACUGACUGAAAUACGGCGCGGUCGAGACCUGCCACAGCUUGGCAACAAUGAGGACAUUUUCCGCAAGCUGCCCCCUCAGAUGCAGAGGGCCCAGUCUGUACGCUUUGAGCGCAGCAAAGGCAAACUUGUCCUCAAGAGGCCUCCUCCAGGAAGCAGCCCCUCGAAGAUGAGCCUGAAACUGCCAGGGUUUGACAAACAGCAAAGACAGGUGCAGCCGGGCCCAGAUUUGUCUAGCAGAGUCAUAGAAGAGAGUAUUGCUGUGGUUACCAUUAUAGAUGUGGGGAGACCCCCAAACAGGAUGAGAGGACGCAUGGGAAGAGUCUUCCAUUCUAACCGCUGCUACUAUACUGUGGUGGCUGCCAUCAUCGUUGUCACGGUGGCACUGAUGAUAGUGGGCAUUUUGACCUUUGUGGUGAUGCCAAACCUGAGAAUUCAAGGAGCUCCACCACCACAACAAGGAAACGAUUUCCACCAAAACCACACUGACGGUUGAGUUCGAGGAUAAAGACAAACCAACCAAACCAGCUGGUACUGUGACAUGGGACAGUGGAUGACCCUUAUCUAUUUGUGAAAAACCUUUUGAAUAGUUUUGACAGGAUGCACUGCAGUCUGUAAAACCUGUUUGUGUUUGUAAAUGCAAAGAAGGAACUCUAGAGACAAUGGGCAAAGAUGGGAGCCUCCCGAUGGCCCUGAAGAGACAGGAGUUUCCACACAAAAAGACAAAUCUGCACUGUAACAGUUUCAACAGUGACAGAAAAAAAAAAACACUCCACAAAUCGCUGACAAGUAUCUAAGAUGAACAAAACACAAAUGCCUUUGCUAGCAACCAUAAUGAUCACAUACUUGUUGUACAUGCUGUAUUUUUUAGCUUUUUCAGAGAUUUGGAAAUUAUACAAUUGUUUCAGUCAGUCUAAUGCUUUUACAAUGUAUUUCACUGGACAGUCACAAAGAGGGACUGAUGCCUUAUAAAGAGUAUAUUGUCAACAUUAA